GCUGGGGUCACUUCCUGCUCCGUCCCAGUCACCCUGAACUGGUCCCCGGGUCCUCAGCCUGGAAUCACCCCUUGAGGAGGACCCCAGAGUCCUCGGCAUCUAGCCCGCCCCCCGAGGCAGGACACUUAAAGGGUUAAGUCCCCUGGGGCAGGAUUCUGCCUUCCGGCUUUUCCCAGACCCCAGAGCCGGUCCCUGGAACCCUCUGCAGUCCUGAGCUCUGGGAUGGAGCCUGAGGCUGCGCUGUGGGGCCCAGAUUCACAGGGCCCUGAACAGAGCCCCAACGAUGUUCGCAGAGGUGCCGAGAGUGGGAAUGAAGAGGAGAGCCCUCAGCAGGAAAGUUCUGGGGAGGAGAUCAUCUUGGGAGAUCCAGCUCAGAGUCCAGAAUUCAAGGACCCUCCAGAGAUGCCCCUGGAGAGACCCUCCCAGGAUCCCUCAGUUCCCCAGGACCCCCCAGCCCCACUAGGUCACUCCAGCCCCUUGGACCCCCCAGCCCCCGAGGUAGUCCCUGCUGCAUCUGACUGGACCAAGGCCUGUGAGGCCAGUUGGCAGUGGGGGACCCUCACCACAUGGAACAGUCCCCCCGUGGUCCCGGCCAAUGAGCCCAGCCUGCGGGAGCUGGUGCAGGGCCGCCCGUCUGGGGCGGAGAAGCCCUACAUCUGCAACGAGUGCGGCAAGAGUUUCAGCCAGUGGUCCAAGCUGCUGCGGCACCAGCGCAUCCACACGGGCGAGCGGCCCAACACCUGCUCCGAGUGCGGCAAGAGCUUCACGCAGAGCUCCCACCUGGUGCAGCACCAGCGCACGCACACGGGCGAGAAGCCCUACAAGUGCCCCGACUGCGGCAAGUGCUUCAGCUGGAGCUCCAACCUGGUGCAGCACCAGCGCACGCACACGGGCGAGAAGCCCUACAAGUGCACGGAGUGCGAGAAGGCCUUCACGCAGAGCACCAACCUCAUCAAGCACCAGCGGUCCCACACGGGCGAGAAGCCCUACAAGUGCGGCGAGUGCCGCCGGGCUUUCUACCGCAGCUCGGACCUCAUUCAGCACCAGGCCACCCACACGGGCGAGAAGCCCUACAAGUGCCCCGAGUGCGGCAAGCGCUUCGGCCAGAACCACAACCUCCUCAAGCACCAGAAGAUCCACGCCGGCGAGAAGCCGUACCGCUGCACCGAGUGCGGCAAGAGCUUCAUCCAGAGCUCGGAGCUGACCCAGCACCAGCGCACGCACACCGGCGAGAAGCCCUACGAGUGCCUCGAGUGCGGCAAGAGCUUCGGCCACAGCUCCACCCUCAUCAAGCACCAGCGGACUCACCUGCGCGAGGACCCCUUCAAGUGCCCGGUGUGCGGCAAGACCUUCACCCUGAGUGCCACGCUGCUGCGGCACCAGCGAACGCACACGGGCGAGCGGCCCUACAAGUGCCCCGAGUGUGGCAAGAGCUUCAGCGUCAGCUCCAAUCUCAUCAACCACCAGCGCAUCCACCGCGGGGAGCGGCCCUAUAUCUGCGCCGACUGCGGCAAGAGCUUCAUCAUGAGCUCCACCCUCAUCCGCCACCAGCGCAUCCACACGGGCGAGAAGCCCUACAAGUGCUCCGACUGCGGCAAGAGUUUCAUCCGCAGCUCCCACCUCAUCCAGCACCGACGCACCCACACGGGCGAGAAGCCCUACAAGUGCCCGGAGUGCGGCAAGAGCUUCAGCCAGAGCUCAAACCUCAUCACCCACGUCCGCACGCACAUGGAUGAGAACCUCUUCGUGUGCUCCGACUGUGGGAAGGCCUUCUUGGAGGCGCACGAGCUGGAGCAGCACCGGGUGAUCCACGAGAGGGGGAAGGCCCCGGCCCGAAGAGCUCAGGGCGACACCCUUCUGGGGCUUGGGGAUCCGGCCCUGCUGACCCCGCCGCCUGGAGCCAAACCACACAAGUGUCUGGUCUGUGGCAAAGGCUUCAAUGACGAGGGCAUCUUCAUGCAGCAUCAGAGGAUCCAUAUUGGAGAAAACCCCUACAAAAAUGCAGACGGUCUCCUGGCACACCCAGCCCCUAAACCUCCUCAGUUCCGACCCCCCAGGCUCCCUUUUGGAGGGAAUUCCUACCCAGGUGCUGCAGAGGGCAGAGCCGAUGCCCCAGGACAGACCUUUAAAAUGCCCGAGGGCCAGGAGAGCUUCAGCCAAAGGCUGGGGCUGCUCUCCUCCAAGUCCUACAUCUGUUCCCACUGUGGAGAAAGCUUCCUGGAUCGCUCUGUGCUCCUCCAACAUCAGCUCACCCAUGGCAACGAAAAGCCCUUUCUCUUUCCGGAUUACAGGAUUGGCCUAGGGGAAGGGGCAGGGCCCAGUCCCUUCCUAAGUGGGAAGCCCUUUAAAUGCCCUGAAUGCAAAAAAAGCUUUGGCCUCAGCUCUGAGCUGCUGCUGCACCAGAAAGUCCAUGCAGGCGGGAAGAGCUCCCAGAAGAGCUCGGAGCUGGGGAAGAGCUCUUCCGUCCUCCUGGAGCACCUCAGGAGCCCCCUGGGGGCCAGACCCUACAGCUGCUCUGAUUGCGGGGCCUCCUUCCUUGAUCGCCUGGCCCUCAUCCGGCACCAAGAAACCCACACCCAAGAAAAGUCCCCCAGACCUGAGGAUCCCCUUCCAGAGCCAGCCACCUUGUCCACAAGCCAGGAAGGUGAGGGAGAGGGCCCUGCCCCCACAGGGAGCAGCCCCCAGAGGCCAGACGAAAGCCCCAAAGCCCUCUUGGAAGAAAAGCCCUAUUUGUGCCCUGAGUGUGGAGAUGGCUUCGCAGAGGUCGCAGCCCUCCUGCUCCAUAGGAGCUGCCACCCAGGUGUCUCCCUGUGAGAUGGGUCUGGAGGCCGGGGGCCUCUCCCAAGAGGAACACUGGAUCCCCGAAAACAUUAUGUGGGGACAGGAGGACAACCCUACCAGAUUGUAGAGAAGUGGAAGAUGAAGAACCCUGGGCAAAAAUAGUUCUUUGACAUCAGUGGUGAGAAACCCUAUAAAAUUGUUGGUGGGAGCCAUUUAUGAGGCAGUAGAGAAAAACUGUUGGGUUAGAAACCCUAUAAAUAUGUAGGAAAAAAAAAAGCCCUGUAAGUCUGUAGCAGAAAAACCAUAUAAACCAUAGUGGAUAAAAGCCCUAUUAAUUGUAGGAAGAGGUCCCAAUAUGUCUUUAGACAACCCUGUAAAACUAUCAAAAUCCUUAUCAAAAUCCUAUAGGGUCGGGGAAAUGCAGGAAAUAGCGCGACGGCGUUGGCGUGGAGGAGUGGCCCUCAGGUGGCGCAGCAGACACCUGUCGGAUGCUUGUCCACAGUGUUCUCUCCCGUGGGAGCGUGGGAGGGGCCUCCCCUCAGCAGCCUGGGACAGUUACACUGAGGACAAUGCCCGGCCGGGGAGUAGCAUGGGAACUGGGCGGAAGUGGAAAAGGAAGAAAACAGAGGAGGAAAAUAAGUGACAAGGAGCUCCCAAGCCCACACAGGAGAUAGGACCCAGGGACUAGCACAAGAAAGGCCAGCUCACCGCACCCGGUUCCCUGGAGUAGGAGGCCAAUCUUAGCUGAAUUGUGUGUGUUAGGGGGAGAGGCCUGUGGAAUCCCUUAUCAAAAAGAACCCAAAGACAGGGAAUUGUCAAGCCUUCCUAAAGGCUUAAGUUUGGGGUGCAUAAAAACUUUGAGUAUAACAAUACUGAGAAACCAACACAAAAAUUAGGGGAAAGAAUGGGGGGAUUUCUUUUAAAGGGUUUUGAGGGAAGCAAACCAAGGUGGACAAACUGUUCAGAUGGUACCCAGCAAACUCCAGGCCAUUUCUCCUGUUCCCGGGAGCUUGUUAAACUGCAAGUAGAAGCAGAUCCCAGCUCGGGCUGCCAGGGUUCUCCCCAAGCCAGGCAGGACUGCCCUUUCCCCAGCCUAGCCGGAGACUUCUACUCCGUGAGGCCUCCGGGGAUCGGGGGUGCCUCCUGCCACAUUCUCAGGUCUCACCGUCAGGAGGUUUUUCCUGAAAUCUAACUGCCACCAGUCUUGCUGCAGUGGCAGCCCAUUUGCUCGAAUUCUGUCCUCAGUGGAGAGGGAGAACCGCUGCUAGUCGACCUCCAAAGAAUAAAACCCUUCAGAGACUCAAGGCCUGUGUGCAGUUGUCCUCCCUAGACUUCUCUUCUCCAAGUCAGCAUGAGCCACACGUGGGUUCUCUGUGGCAACAACGGACAGCAAGUCAACAGAAUAAAAAGGCUUUUGUAUUUUAAACCUCAGCCCUUCAUCUGAGCUGGGAGCAAGGCUGCCCGCAGGACAAGCCGACCCUAACGCGGUGGUGGGUGUGUACACACCCCACAGACUGGACCAUAGGUCCCUGCAGAGUCUGCGAAGGCCUGGCCACCCUCCUCACCCCAGUACCUGGAGCCCUCUGAGGUUGGAUGACACCGCCCAAUCUUGGCCUUGGGAAGGGCUGGAUUCCACCCACUGGGCUCCUCUCUCCUCUUCAGCCAGAAACCUUCAGAGGGAAACAGAAGAAUGAGAAAUGCUCCCCUGCCAGGCCCACCUCCUCUCCUCACACACGCAGUCACACGCUUCCACAGACCCAGCCAGACUUGCUCACGUGACCGAUGUGUGGCAGGGGAGAGACUGUUACCCUGUGAGAUGGUGGAAGAGAGAAAGCUCUUGAGAAACAUCUGUAACAAGAAUCCCGGUCCCUAACCCUGGAGACCCUUAUCAAAGGAGAGGACUCUGCUCAGUGCUGGGUCAGAAAGCAAGUGCUCGCUGACCCCACGCUGGCACCAGAAAUGCGCUAUCCUGGAGUCAGAGGACUGAGAUGCCAGGUGAGGUGGCCCUUCAGGAGUUGAAUCCCUGGAGAAGCGUGACCUGGAUUCCUACAAAGCUGUGGAAGAGACCUCUAAUUCCAUGACCUAAAAGUUCAAAAGGUGAAAAUCCUUCACCCUUCAUCUAUCCUGUCCCCAAAGGGAUGACCCUCUUAAAAUGAUCGAAAUCUAGAACACUGUGGGAGAAAAAACACAGGCCUGCUGGGGAUAGGGAGAAGGCGGGCCUCAUGAUUGUGGGGUGAAACCUUGGUCACAUCUGCAUCCAGCCCGCCCCACCCAAGUGCCAGCUAGGACAGCGCUGCUCCGAAGGGAGGAGCUGCCUGCAGAUCUUUCUGACAGAAAUGUCAACAAGGGGGGUGUCCCUGUAAGACUGAGGAGAUAACUCCUCCAAUCCCAAGCAGAUUCCCACCCCCUCUAAGAUGGUAGCAGAAAGAAACUUACGUUGUAGAGACAAACCCUUUGUAAAGCUAGAAGCAGAUUCCCCCGGAAACAGGUCUGAGGAAUCUGCCUGCAGGAGAGUCCUGGGAGCAGCUUUUGGGGCUCAGAAGCCAGCCUUGGGGGAGGUGGUGAGUGUAGUUGGAGGCCAGCCGUAGGCCCAUCGAGGACUAGGGUGUAGCAGACGUAGUAGGAUGCUCGCAUGUUGUAGGGACGGUGAAGGGCUCAGGGCCUUGGCUCUGGCACUGAAUGAUGUGGACAUGACUUGUGGGGUCUGGCGUUUCACAGCAGGGAAGGGGCAGAGUCAGCAACCUCUGGGGUGUGGCCCUGUUCUGCCCACCUUCCCCAACUCCUUUAACCAGAUGCUUCCUUCCCAGAGUGAGCUACCUCUUGGGAGGAACCCAGCAGGGAGGUGGCAGCACCCAGAGUCCCUUUGACUGGCUCUGGCACAGGCCCAGGGGUCGAGGCAUUUGCCCAUCAGAAUGCAGUUUGGAAGACAUAGUGGCCAGGCCCCUCAGCAGUGCCGGUGGAGGAGCCCGGCAGUCAGGGCUCACCGGGGAGCGCCGAGGGGAGAGCAGAGGCUGAUCUGGGCUGAGGGUGAAACCUGAAGCCGCCCGUGGCUGUGGAGGUCAGAUGGGAACUGGGAAGAACUGGGCAUGAAUCCUGAAUGGUGGGGAAACGCGAAACCAUCACAACCAAGAGGCGGGUUCGUGACACUGCCCUGAGGUGAGCAGUCCCAGACUCCUUUGCCCCCAGUAGGGAAGCCCCACUCACUUGACUGGUCCCUGCGAAGAGAGGCCCCACUUUUGAGUGUUGUGUGUCAAUAACAGUGUUGUGUCACUGGUGGUCAUGUUGAUUAGUUGAAGAGAAUAAAGGGAAUAUGAUUUC
Molecule: messenger RNA, 6099 nt
Organism: Lemur catta (Ring-tailed lemur)
Lineage: Eukaryota; Metazoa; Chordata; Mammalia; Primates; Lemuridae
Gene: ZNF629
Product: zinc finger protein 629
Exons: 3
Coding region: 223-2814 (863 amino acids)
Source: RefSeq, a predicted model, not a curated record